CAUUUCCUGCCACGUAACAGCGCAUGCGCCCCACGUCAUUUGGCGACGUGUACCCGGUGUGUGGAAAUAGACGGGUAUCCUUAGUUUUGCAGGGCAACAGUCAGCUGGAAAGCCUUUAGCAGCACCAACAUGGGGGGCUCUCAAAGCGUGGAGAUACCAGGAGGGGGUUCGGAGGGCUACCACGUCCUCCGGGUCCAGGAGAACUCGCCAGGUCACCGAGCAGGACUCGAGCCUUUCUUUGAUUUUAUCGUCUCCAUCAAUAACACCAGACUUAACAAGGACAAUGACACCCUGAAGGACUUGCUCAAAGCCAGUGUAGAGAAACCAGUCAAAAUGCUGGUUUAUUCCUCCAAGACCCUGGAGCUGCGAGAAUGCACAGUCACCCCCAGCAACAUGUGGGGGGGCCAGGGCUUGCUUGGAGUCUCGAUUCGCUUUUGCAGCUUUGAAGGAGCCAAUGAAAAUGUUUGGCACGUGCUGGAAGUAGAAAGUAACUCCCCAGCAGCCCUUGCAGGCCUGCGGCCACACACAGACUACAUCAUCGGAGCUGACACGGUUAUGAACGAGUCGGAAGACCUCUUCUCUCUGAUAGAAACUCAUGAGGGAAAAGGCUUGAAGCUCUACGUCUACAACACAGACACGGACAACUGCAGAGAAGUGGUCAUUACACCCAACAGUGCCUGGGGAGGAGAGGGAAGUCUUGGAUGUGGGAUUGGAUACGGAUACCUUCACAGAAUUCCCACCAGACCUUUUGAAGAAGGGAAGAAGAUCAUCUUCCCUGGAAGUCCUCCGAGUGAGCCCAUCAGUCCACUGAAGGAUGGAUUCACUGAGGUGCAACUCACAGCCGUGACCACUCCCUCCUCUGCACCUGUGAUUCCUUCCGGGCUGGAAAACUCGCUCUCUGGCCUGUCGAUAAGCUCAGCCCCGCCCCCUAUGCCCAGCGAGCUGCAGACAGGGUUGCCCACAGUCCCUCUCCUCCCGUCCACCAUCAGCCCCUCCUUCAGCCCCGUCACUCCACUGAAUCCUGCCGCCACCACCUUCAGUCCAUCCACAACGCUACCAGGUUUGAUGCCCCUCCCCGGAGCAUUACCUCCACUCCCUAACAUUCCCAACCUGAACCUGCCACUCCCAGACCUCAGCGCAGUCUCACUAGCAGGUGGCACGUUACCAGCUGGAGGAUUGACGGCUCCAUCUCUGGCUCCUCUUCCGCCCCUCAACCUUCCAGGUCUGCCCCCACUCGGCCCCCUGCCCACCAUGCUGCCCUCCCAGAUGCCUCCUCUGCUCUCUCAGGGCGUGACUCCCUUUGUCCCCAACCUUGCCUCCAUGGCCCCCCCAGCGUCGGUCACAGUCACAGCGGCAUCUGCAGUGAGCCCGACCGUCACCACGGACCUUACAGAAGCCAGCGCCGCCGAACCGCCGGCCCCUGUGGAAGCAUUAGUGUCGUCCUAAUGUGGUGGGAGGGGCCUCUCUCAGUAAACUGUACUUCACCUGGUUUUCUUUUUUUUUUUGGUUCCUUCACCUUCUUUUAUUUAUUUAGCCAGAGAAAGAAGGCAGUCCAGACACCUUGAUGCUUGAGGGAGUUUCCGGACGAUGGCGAUGUGACGGGCAGAUGCUGCAGGAAUGACCUCGUCCUCGCGUUUGUAGUUUAGCACUUCUGGCGUCACAAUUCUUUGUUUCUGAUCAAACUUCUUUGUUUAUAGGGCUGGAAAAUAAAAUUACUGAAUUGUCUACGUCACAGAGUGGGUCAGCAAAGCAAGGAGACGUUUGUACUGCUGUAAUUAAAGUAAAUAUGUAAACAAAAACAUUUUUUUAUUGCCAAGCUCAAAGGUGUAUUUUUUUUCUUUAGAUCCUUGUAACCAGUAAACUGAUGAAACGGUUCAAACAUCCGUUUAUCUCCACCUCCUGAAAGAAUCUGCAUCAUUUUGCACCAUGUUUUGUUGUUUUCUGUGAUCAGCCCUUCUUCUUAUGUUCAGAGCAGUAACCCGCUUUUCAACCAACCUAAAGGCCGUGUCGAUACACAAAUACGUGGGUGACUUGAGCACAAUGUGGGUGUGGCUGGGACAAGGCGGGCGGAGGAGUCGCAGUUUGGCCGUGAAGUGUUUGUGUACAAACCUCCAGAAUAAAAAUCUCUCCAGAAUGCAAAGUGCGAGCAAUAAAAGCCAAAUGAAUUUUACCUGA
This is a messenger RNA of Oryzias melastigma (Indian medaka), 2175 nucleotides long. It is a transcript of the gene gorasp2, whose product is annotated as golgi reassembly stacking protein 2. NCBI's taxonomy places the organism in Eukaryota, Metazoa, Chordata, Actinopteri, Beloniformes, Adrianichthyidae. The record is from RefSeq and is a predicted model, not a curated record. Gene Ontology annotation, biological process: Golgi organization. The transcript is spliced from 10 exons. The coding region runs from base 130 to 1446 and encodes 438 amino acids. Gene Ontology annotation, molecular function: protein binding. Gene Ontology annotation, cellular component: Golgi apparatus.